AUGUUCGUCACUAAACAUGCGGCGGAGCUUUGCGCUCUCCUAGUCAAUGAUCUCUACGGCGAGCUUCCUUCGCGAAUCCUCGCCGCGCUCUUCACAAAAGGCCGAUCAACCAUCACACAGCUCGGGCUCUAUACGCAGCUGGGCCCCCGCCAAAUUCGCAAUGGCCUGGGCGUCUUGAUCCAGCAGAAUCUGCUAUACCACCACACCGAUGCCGACACCAAGCGCACUACCUAUGAAGCCAACCCCGGCGCAUGCUAUAACCUAGUUCGAUCUGGCAAGAUUUUGGAGAUGAUUGAGAGUCAAUACGGAAAGGCAGAGCGCGACCUCGUGCAGACCCUUCUGCUUCUUGGAUAUGCAAGGAUCGCCGAGCUGACUCACGCAUACGUAUCCCGAGCUCCAAGAUCAAACGGGCACGCAAAUGGCAAUGGUGUAAAUGGGGCUGACUCUGGUCUUAUUGAGUCGGAAGCUGAACUUCACAAUGUGCUGAGCCACUUGAUUCGAUGCGAAAUCAUUGAGACCGUUAGGCCGCAGUCUUUCCGCAAUCCAAACGAUGUUUAUCACGAAAUUGAGGCGGAGGUCACCAAGACGGCCCCUGGUGAAAAGGCAACCAAGACGAAAAUUGAUCAGCAAAGGCAGAUUAUGGAGCAAUAUCGAGCGUUUAAAGAUCAGCCCAAGGCUCUGAAGAGGCAGCUUGACCAGUUCGGUGGUCCCGUAACCAAGAGAAGAAAGCUCGGGAACGGAUUGGGAGAGGAGGAUAGAGCGAUGGAGGACGAUAUGCCACCUCUUAAUCCAAACGUGGUUGUCAGGGUCAACUAUGACAAGUGCCUAGUUGAGCUGCGUAGCCACCGUCUAGCCAGCUUCGCCAAGGACACUCUGGGAGAGGUUACCGGCGAGGUCUAUCGCACGCUGCUAGGCCUGCUUACCAUGGAUGUGUCUAGGUGCCGGGCAGAUCCUUUCCUGGGAGAAGAGUCAAUUGCUCAACAAGCGACAGCCACGACAAUGGAUGUCUACGAGCAUCUUGACGAGUCGAUCAACGUCACAACAGGCAUAGGGAAGGCCCCUAAAGAUAAGAUAGAUUACCAGAGUGCAGAGAAGAUCAAAACCGCGCCCGCCGGCAACGACUUGAUGGCUGAUGACUCAGAUGAAGACCCAUCAGGGCCGUUUGACAGCGAUGAUUCGGACGACAUGGGCACAAAGGGGAGCUUUUCCAGAAGAUCUCGGUCGGUAUCCAAGACCAAUGGAGCCCGACCAACCAAGGUGACGUUUGAGGAUGCAGCGACAUCGACGGAUAAUCGUCUAGACCAGAUGCGCGCGCAUCUCCUGUUACUAGCAGAAAGCAAGCACCGCUUCGUUCGCCACUGCGGAACACAAGGCCGCGGGCAAUGGACAGUGGAUUUCGACCAGGUGAUGGAGCGCCUUCGAGAGACGGAACUGGAUGCCUCCAUCGAGCAAUCCUUUGGCAGGCAUGGACUCCGCCUUACCCGCAUCCUCCGAGAAAAGGGCAAACUAGAUGAAAAGAUGCUGCCUUCUGCGGCGCUGAUGAAGAAGACGGACGUGCAGGCCAAGAUGCUUGCCAUGCAGAUGGCUGGGCUGGUGGACGUGCAGGAAGUCCCCAAGGACAACACAAGAGUGGCCAACAGGACGCUCUUUUUCUGGUUCUUUGACCGGGAACGAAGCCAGGCACAGAUCCUGGAUGACUUGUACAAGGCAAUGGUUCGCGCUCUACAGACACUGCAGGUGGAGAGACACAGGGAGCGGAACAUUCUGUCCUUUGUCGAGAGAAAGGACGUCAUGGGAAAGGAGGAAGAGGUGAUGACGGCGGAGCAUUACAACAAGUAUAACAGGCAUUUGGAGGAACAGAAUAAGCUUCUUGGACAAGUUAUGAGACUGGACGAGAUGGUGUCGAUAUUCCGGGAAUACUAA
This is a messenger RNA of Trichoderma harzianum CBS 226.95, 1923 nucleotides long. RefSeq lists its product as hypothetical. Gene Ontology annotation, molecular function: single-stranded DNA binding. The record is from RefSeq and is a predicted model, not a curated record. The transcript is spliced from 4 exons. Gene Ontology annotation, cellular component: RNA polymerase III complex. Gene Ontology annotation, biological process: DNA-templated transcription. Lineage: Eukaryota; Fungi; Ascomycota; Sordariomycetes; Hypocreales; Hypocreaceae. The coding region runs from base 1 to 1923 and encodes 640 amino acids.